Molecule: messenger RNA, 1368 nt
Organism: Rotaria sordida
Lineage: Eukaryota; Metazoa; Rotifera; Eurotatoria; Philodinida; Philodinidae
Source: the annotation of a GenBank genome assembly
AUGCAGAAUCUUCUUUAUUUUUUUGCAUCCAUCAUAUUUUAUUGUUCAGUCCGAAGUCAAGAUCAUAGACAGUAUCGCCAAGUUCAUGAUGCUUCUGGUCGUCUCCAACCGCCGCCUCCUUUCAAUGAAUCCUAUCAAAUGAUUGUUUUAACCGGUGGAAAAGUUUAUGGGACUCCGGUUGAGGCCAAUACAGCAACAGAAGAUUUGUGCAUGCCUCAUCGAAAAGACGUGGUCAUGGCAGGUGGCAGAAUAUUGAGCAUGAUGGAACCAUCAAAAACGGCUGCAUUCAUUAAUUCAAUCCGAGAUAGCCAGUUGACCAUUCUACCCAUUUCUGUUCAAGAUCAAAUUAUUAUACCAGGACUCGUCGAUGUCCACGUUCAUGCCAUUGGAGGUGGCGGAGAACAAGGCCCGUAUUCUCGAACUCCUGAAAGCCAUUUAUCUCAAUUGAUAAGAGGUGGAUUGACGACGAUUGUUGGAAUACUGGGAACUGAUGGUGUUACGAGAAGUCUGUCCUCGUUGUUACAAAAAAUGAAAAGUCUGGAACAUGAUGGUCUUUCGACGUGGAUGUGGACUGGAAGUUAUCGUAUUCCAAUCGUUACACUCACCGGAUCACUUCAACAAGAUGUACUCUUGAUUGAUAAAGUCCUAGGAGCUGGUGAGUUAGCACUCAGUGAUCAUCGAUCAAGUUGGCCAUCGAAAUCUGAACUUAAACAGCUACUUAGUGAUGUACGAGUCGCUGGAAUGCUCAGUGGAAAAUCAGGUGUGAUUCACUUUCAUAUGGGUUCAGCUCCGACAAAAAUCGAUUUGCUUUGGCAAAUUUUAAACGAAACAACCAUUCCAAUUCAACACAUGUAUUUGACUCAUAUGUCAUCGCGAGGAGAUGAUCUGAUUGCGGAAGCCAGAAAAUGGAUCAAAGCCGGCGGUAUGUGUGAUUUUACUGCUGAUGCAGAAAUGCUCAAUGAAACUGACACAAUCAAUACGUUGAAUAAGUUUCGAGCAGAAAAAUUACCAUUGAAACAAAUUACAGUAUCCAGUGAUGCUUACGGAUCAUUUCCUCAAUACGAUUCUUCGGGUCGCUUAAUUUCUUAUAGUAUGGGUCUUCCAGAUUUAACUUUGAGAACGAUACAAAAUUUAGUAUUGAAACAUUCAUGGCCCGUCGAAGAAGCGAUCCAAUUUUCAACAGCAAAUCCAGCAACAUACCUCAAUUUGAAAAGGAAAGGCUUUUUGGCCGAAGGUUAUGAUGCUGAUAUUCUUGUUCUGAAUCAAACGGAUUUGUCACCGUUGUAUGUCUUCGGAAGAGGACAAAUAUUAAAAACACCAACAUGGAUCAAACAUGAUAUGUUCGAACAUAUUAGUGGAUCACCAUGA